AUGGCGAACCACAAAAGAAUAUACCGGAUAGCAUUCCUCGCCGUCAUUGGCGGGGCCCUCUUUGGCUUCGACAUCUCCUCCAUGUCGGCCAUCAUCGCGACACAACCCUACCUGUGUCAGUUCAACGAGCGCGGCUUUGACGAUAAGGGCCAAUGCCUGGGUCCGUCCUCCGUUACCCAAGGAGGCAUCGUCGCCGCCAUGCCCGGCGGCUCGUUGGUCGGUGCCCUAGUCUCCGGCUGGCUCUCCGACCGCAUGGGCCGGAAGAAGACCAUCAUGAUCGGCUCAAUCGUUUGGAUCGUCGGGUCCAUCGUGGUCUGCGCUUCGGUUCACCUAAGCAUGCUCGCGAUUGGGCGGUUCAUCAACGGCUUCGCUGUCGGCAUCUGCUCUGCCCAGGUGCCCGUCUACAUCACCGAAAUCGCUCCGCCGACGAUGCGUGGUCGCCUGGUCAGCCUGCAGCAGUGGGCCAUCACCUGGGGCAUUCUUAUCAUGUACUUCAUUUGCUUUGGAUGCUCGUACAUCGAGGGAAGCGCCGCCUUCCGCGUCCCCUGGGCUUUGCAGAUGCUCCCCGCAGUCGGCCUCUUCGUCGGCCUCCUGCGGGAGCCCGAGUCUCCCCGGUGGCUUUUCACGAGGGGCCGCGAGGCCGAGGCCGAGAAUGUCCUGGCUCUGCUCCACGGCAACGGCGACGUCAAUAACCGCUUUGUCCAGCGCGAGCUCCAGCAGAUCCGCGCCGCCGUCCAGGAGGAGCACAGUCAUGCCGAUGCCCGCUGGUCCGAGUUGUUCGCCCCCAAGAUGCUCAACAGGACCGCCAUCGGCGUCUUCACUCAAAUCUGGUCCCAGCUCACAGGCAUGAAUGUGAUGAUGUACUAUAUCACAUAUGUCUUCACCAUGGCAGGGCUCGCAGAAUCCGGUACCAACGCGGUCCUGAUUCCCAGCAGCGUCAGCUUUGCCAUCAAUGUCAUCAUGACGGUACCGGCCCUCCUCUGGCUGGACCGCUGGGGCCGCCGGGCGCCUCUUCUUAUCGGGUCCGCCUUGAUGUGUCUCUUUCUCGUCAUCAACGCCAUCAUGUUCGGUGUCUACGCCCGCACUCCGUACCCCGGCGAAUUCCCGUCGGCGUCCGAGUCCAUGGCUGUGAGCGGACCGGCAGCUUGGGUCAUUAUCGUCUCGACGUGCCUGUUUGUCGCUAGCUUUGCGCCGACCUGGGGCCCCGUGUCCUGGACCUACCCUCCCGAGCUCUUCCCCCUGCGCCUCCGCGGCAAGGCCGUCGCCCUCGCGACCGCGGCCAACUGGACUUUCAACUUUGCCCUUGCCUAUUUCGUCCCCCCGGCCUUUGAGCACAUUACCUGGAAGACAUACAUCAUCUUUGCCGUCUUCUGUGCCGUGAUGCACCUUCACGUUUUCUUCCUGUUCCCUGAGACCGCCAACAAGUCACUCGAAGAGGUGGCACAACUCUUUGAUGACACGGAACCAGGUGCAAUCAAAUACAUCGGGACACCGGCGUGGAAGACCCGAAACAAUCGGGCGGUUAUGAUGGAGCAAGAGGAAAAGCGCGCCUCCCCUGCGGAUACGGAGCUGGGUCUCAUCAGCCCGGCCCAGGAAUGCCCGAAAUAA
This is a messenger RNA of Chaetomium fimeti, 1608 nucleotides long. RefSeq names its product general substrate transporter. Gene Ontology annotation, molecular function: carbohydrate:proton symporter activity. Gene Ontology annotation, biological process: transmembrane transport; carbohydrate transport. The record is from RefSeq and is a predicted model, not a curated record. Gene Ontology annotation, cellular component: membrane. The transcript is spliced from 4 exons. Bases 1 to 1608 code for a protein of 535 amino acids. Lineage: Eukaryota; Fungi; Ascomycota; Sordariomycetes; Sordariales; Chaetomiaceae.